GUCCUCUGCAACAUCAGCCCACUCUUCCACAUAUUCCCAACCAAGAUGACAUCGUCGACGUCGGGGCCGUCCGCGUCGAAACGGGAGCAGAUGGACAUGCAUCGAGAGUACAUGAAGAGAUAUCAGCAGCAGGCAUCGCACCUCACAGCCGAGACGGUCAAGUACAAAGACUACUACGAGACGCUGGGUGUUGCCCGGACGGCCACGCACGCCGAAAUUCGGUCGGCAUACCGCACGCUCGCUUUGCGCUUCCACCCCGAUCGAAACCCAUCCAAGGAGGCUGAAGAACGAUGGGACGGUGUGCCUGCCGCGUACGCAGUGUUGAGCAACCCGAACGACCGAAGCGACUAUGACGCGUCCCUCGAGACCCGCGACGCCCUCGUCCUGUUUUACUCCACGUACAACCCCGCCAAGCUCGAUCAGUGCACGAUUCAAGCCGUGAUCGACGGCUGGCACGGACGCGAAGUCGAGUUGUUCCGCAUGCUCAACGACAAGUACGAGAUUGCACCGCAUCAAGGGACCAAGUCUGGCAAGGACGUGUGCGACAUCUUGCUGCCCGAAGACAAGGCAGCAUCCAUCGCGCGGGACCACUUGGCAAGCGCCGAAGUCAAGCCGGCGUCGGUGUCAUUGUUUGACUCACUGCUGUCCAUGACGCAAGGCAUGUGUGGUUGCGCCGCCAAGACGUACUACGAAGUGAACUCGCAAAGUCCAGGAUUCAUCGACAUUCCGAGCAACUCGAACACGCCGGGGACGGCGCCACCGGCCGUCGUGGGCGACGGGAAGAAAGUGGUCGACGAAGACGCCAAGCGUAAUGCCGCGGAACGUGGUGUGGCCGCGACACCGGCAUCGACACUGACAGAUAUUCCGCUGGACCCACCCGUCGCAGUGCGUGGCGCUGGGUUUGCCACGGCCGUGUGACCGCAAUGCCGCGACGCCACGGCGGCGAUGGCGAACAGGAAGCAUGUGUAUUUAGAAAGCAUGGCGUGGGGUUUUUAGUUCGAAGUUUGGAUUUUUCGUUCCAUGUGAAGGGCAGGUUGACCACCGGGACAAGUGCGCGCCGCUCUACGAGCCCCGCACGCUAUAUCUAUUUGGAUGAAAUUGCACGCCCAGUCCGUCGCCCGCCGAUGGGUUGCUGCGCGCCGCGACCAACUACGACAUGCCGCCGUUCCCCAUCUGUUUGAAGCAUCUAAUUCAAGACAUCCAGGACGCUGGGAGCGUGACGAAGGGCUAGCCACCAAGAUGGCAAUGCGGUCGACCGUGAAGUGCGGGCUGACGACACAUGCAUUUGGGGACACAAGCGUGGGGUGCACGGCGGCCGCACAAGGUCGAACCCUAUCUCGCUUGCGCUCCAUGCAGCAGCAGCAGCAGCAGCACAUGGCGACGUCAAUCAUGUCAAGGUUUUUCGCAUUCAAGGUACAGUCGUUCAUGUGUCAUAGCAACCAGUUGGAUUCGUGGUCGUCGGGCAGUUUAAGCGUCCACAGUCGGUUCGCCGGGUUCAGCACGGCGUAGUCUACGAGAGACAACGGUCAGGUUCCGUUGAGGCAACCACACACUGCGAUCCAUCGCAGGUCCAAGCAGCGCCAUGGUUGCAGAGGGAUGGAGGAGGCACGACGGACCGGUCAAGAGCGUUUUUGCCAACAUAGCAGGGAUCGCAUACUUUUGAAUCACGUCAUUCCGCGAGAUGUGCACGGCGUUCGCGAGCUACAAGUUGGCCGGAACGCGUUAGUGUUGUCGAUGUGCAUGUUGCAGAACCACCACAACGCGUGGCCACGAUAGCUGGCUGCGCCAUUCCGAACCAUUUGUGCACGACCCCCGCAUGAAGCCAGACAGUCCAACCAACACGAG
Messenger RNA from Aphanomyces invadans, 1845 nucleotides. RefSeq lists its product as hypothetical. Gene Ontology annotation, biological process: cellular response to misfolded protein. The record is from RefSeq and is a predicted model, not a curated record. Lineage: Eukaryota; Oomycota; Saprolegniomycetes; Saprolegniales; Verrucalvaceae. Bases 46 to 918 code for a protein of 290 amino acids. Gene Ontology annotation, cellular component: endoplasmic reticulum membrane. The transcript is spliced from 2 exons. Gene Ontology annotation, molecular function: Hsp70 protein binding.